Messenger RNA from Dibothriocephalus latus, 549 nucleotides. The record is from the annotation of a GenBank genome assembly. Lineage: Eukaryota; Metazoa; Platyhelminthes; Cestoda; Diphyllobothriidea; Diphyllobothriidae.
UUGGUAGUCUGUGAACCUGGUUUCUAUGGCGACAACUGCACCCAAACCUGUAAAUGUCGUCAUCCAAACGCGAGGUGCGAUCCUGUUACUGGUCGCUGCAAAUGUCCCCCAGGCUGGAUGGGAGAAUACUGCGAGAAGCCGUGUCCUCAGGGCUUUUAUGGACAGGACUGUCGCGAGAAGUGUCAAUGCAAGUCGCGACGUUCGUGUAAUCACGAGACCGGGGAAUGUGGCUGCAAGCCUGGCUUCACAGGACCUCAGUGUCGAGAGCCAUGCCCCGAGGGAAGCUGGGGUCAGGAUUGUCGGCAUACCUGCCGCUGUGAGCAUUUAGGACCAAACGCCGUCUGCGACCCAAAGGACGGCUCCUGUCGUUGUCGCGAUGGCUGGAGUGGUGAUCGCUGUGUCAGCCGUUGUCCGGAUGGAACGUACGGAAGAAACUGCGAGUUUCGUUGCGCCUGUGAAAAUAACGCUGUCUGCCACCCAGAAAAUGGUUCAUGUAUAUGCAAACCAGGUCAGUUGAGGGCUUCUUUCAGGCUUCAUUAUUUACAAUGA